AUGCAGGAUGUAAGCCAUAUUUGCUGCAACGGAGAGUAUGCCUUGACGGAAUCGUAUUCAGUUGUCGCCGCCAAACUGCAAAGUAUACAUGUCCGACCUGCAACGUACCAUACUGCUCCCUGCCAUGCUAUCGAUCUCAGUCAAUGUUCGGAGGGUUUUUACAAGAAAGAGAUCGAGAAUGACAUCCAGUCCGGGCCUUCCAAAACAGCAGAGGAGAGGAAGAAGAUGCUGGAGAUGCUGAGAACCUUCGAAGAGCAAGUUUCCAAUGGGCAGUCACUAGGAGAUGAGAGUGAAGAGGACGAUAUGGAUGAUGGAGCGGACUUGGCAAAACGUUUCGAGACUGUUGACCUAGACUCUGUAUCUCCUGAAACAUUGUGGUCAAUGCUUACGGAGAAAGAACGUGUCAGAUUCAUGAAAGCAUUUGACGAUCCUGCGAGCGAAUUAGCACAACAGCUACUGGCAAGCGAACAGCUGGAGAAAGAGAUCAAAGGACCUUGGUGGGAUGCACCAGAAGUACGGGAGGACGAUAAUGAUCAGAAAGGCACGACACGCCGGUACGGUACUCGUCCAAGCAUGAUGGAUAUUCCUGCGUCGAUGGUGAAAGCGGUUCCUACUGGGCACCCUUUGGUGUUCAACGUUUGCGCCAUAUGUAUUGCAUAUGCAUAUAUCACAAGACAUCUAGGAACCUCUCCGUUGGGUAGAUUAAAGCCAGAUGAACCGGAAUACCAAGAAGCGCGGCGACUGGUCUCACAACUGGUACCCUUUUUGAUUGAACGCAAGUCGACACAACUAUACCCUGAUGUACCGUCUGUUAUAACGGAGAUCUGGUCCUUGGUGGAUGCAGGCACCAUGACGAGCGACCUAUUUGCAGUUCUUCUCCGGGAUGCGGCACGGUUGAUGAAACCUCUGCGGAUAACACAGAUUGGACCGUCGGAGACGGUAAACGGAAAUGUGCCUCCGUCGCACCCGCAUUGCAUGCCGGUAUUGGUGCUAUCAGAUCUGGAUGAGCUGCUGGGCGACGCUGGGCGAACAGAAAGCACCGGGGGAGAAAAGAGGAGGAGACACAUUACGCACAAAAUCCGGUUCUAUGGGAUACAUAUUUUAUCAACGCCAAGCGGUGUGUUGGAGAGGCUUGGAGAAGAGCUGAUGGCGCGGGCGAGAGGAUAUACACAGUAA
This is a messenger RNA of Psilocybe cubensis, 1176 nucleotides long. RefSeq lists its product as uncharacterized. Bases 1 to 1176 code for a protein of 391 amino acids. The record is from RefSeq and is a predicted model, not a curated record. The transcript is spliced from 5 exons. NCBI's taxonomy places the organism in Eukaryota, Fungi, Basidiomycota, Agaricomycetes, Agaricales, Agrocybaceae.